Messenger RNA from Solanum stenotomum, 869 nucleotides. RefSeq names its product Werner Syndrome-like exonuclease. Lineage: Eukaryota; Viridiplantae; Streptophyta; Magnoliopsida; Solanales; Solanaceae. Bases 20 to 649 code for a protein of 209 amino acids. The record is from RefSeq and is a predicted model, not a curated record. The transcript is spliced from 2 exons. Gene Ontology annotation, biological process: nucleobase-containing compound metabolic process. Gene Ontology annotation, cellular component: cytoplasm; nucleus. Gene Ontology annotation, molecular function: nucleic acid binding; 3'-5' exonuclease activity.
GAAGAAGAAAAAAAAAAAGAUGUAUUCCUUCAAUAAUCCUAAUGGUAUAACUUACAACCCAAAUACCUCCAAAUACUCAGUCACCUUCGCCGGAAAAACAAUUGAAACUACCGUCACCGACAAAGGCGCCGUCGCAGAUGAAUGGGUACGUAACAUUCUUUCCAUACAUGGAAACACUCCCAUGGUUGUUGUUGGCCUAGACAUUGAAUGGAGACCCCAUGAAAUAAGUUGGAUGAGCAACAAAUCCGCAACGUUACAAUUAUGCAUCGAUGAAAAAUGUCUUAUUCUUCAACUUUUCUACGUUGAUCAAAUUCCUGAAUCUCUCAAGGAUUUUCUCAAUAGUACAAAUUUUACAUUUGUGGGAAUUGAAGUUGCUGAUGAUGUAAAAAAGCUGAAGAAUGAGUAUGGAUUGAAUUGUUGUAAGAUCGCUGAUAUUUGCGCGAUAGCGAAGCAGCGUUGGCCUGGGAGGUUUCGUCGACCAGGGCUGAAAGAUUUAGCUUUGGAAAUUGCUGGUUUGAAUAUGAAGAAGCCUAAGCAUGUGUGUAGGAGUAAUUGGGAGGCAAGGGAGUUGAGUAGUGACCAGGUUGAGUAUGCGUGCCUUGAUGCUUAUGCUUCUUAUAAGAUUGGCUACAAGCUUUUGCUUGAGUGAAGGUCUUUUUGGCAAUCAUGGAAUUGGAAUGCAUAAUAUUAUAGUAUUAGCUACUACUUAUUUUGGCAGUUACACUUUUAAUUAUUUUGCAGUAAUUAUUAAUGUCUUUUGUUGUACCUAGUGCUGGAGAUCGAUAGAUCUUAAUUUUGUUGUGAUGUUUUGAAUUAUCUAUAAUAUAUAAGUAGUACUCUUUUGGAUUUAUAAUAUAUUAGGGCUUGAA